Letharia columbiana is the source of this 804-nucleotide messenger RNA. RefSeq lists its product as uncharacterized. The transcript is spliced from 2 exons. The record is from RefSeq and is a predicted model, not a curated record. Bases 1 to 804 code for a protein of 267 amino acids. Lineage: Eukaryota; Fungi; Ascomycota; Lecanoromycetes; Lecanorales; Parmeliaceae.
AUGACGAAUACUGCACUCAAGAAUCUAGACAUGUUUCACCACCUCUGUGGUGAUCAGUCGCUAAAGAACGUGAUGUUUCUGACUACAAAGUGGGACAAAGCGUCCACUUCUUUUGCACAAAAACACGAAGAAGAACUUACGAAGAAUGUCUGGUCUGGCAUGAUUGAGCUAGGUUGCUCCCGGCCAAAGCGGCUGGGUGGAGUAGCCAAUUAUUCCUCUGGCAUCGUUGAUCCGAUCUCCGAUGUUAUCGCACGAGUACUCAAGUUUCAGCCCAGCUGGUUACUGAUACAACGUCAGCUGGGAAGUGGACAACAUAUCCUUGAUACUACAGCUGGUCAAAAAGUUGACCAAGAUCUAUCUUUAGAAAUCAAGAAAACCCAGGACAGCUUCAAUUCAACGUUGGCCCAGAUCGAGAAGUCACAUGAAGAUACAAUACGGGCUGCUUUGCAGGAUGAAGCCGACGAGUACGUACGUGAGCUCGCUGAAGCCCAGGAACAUAAGAAGGCUUCGGAAGCGAGUUUCGAAAAGGUAAUGAAGGCAGAGGAAGAACGACUUAUGAAGAUGGAGGAAGAACGGCGUCGGAAGAUGGAGGAAGAACGGCGCGAAAAGGAGCAGGAAGAAUGGAAUAACAAAAUGUACAGAUACGGCAUAGAUGCGACGGGUGCCGUUCUUGGUGCGGGCGGUUGGAUGCUCUUUGAGGGUAUCGGCAUGCAAAUACAGAUGGCUGGUUCUCUGUUGAAAGAUGGGGGACUAUUCACGCCUGUCAAACUGUUCCGAGGCACCAAAAUCCAGAACUGCAGAUAA